Molecule: messenger RNA, 1218 nt
Organism: Trichoderma asperellum CBS 433.97
Lineage: Eukaryota; Fungi; Ascomycota; Sordariomycetes; Hypocreales; Hypocreaceae
Source: RefSeq, a predicted model, not a curated record
AUGCUCUUCAACCAACUAAUUCCCAUUUUCGCUGCGGCGGUUCAAGCACUACCCCAGCCAGCUUCAGCCAGUUGCCGAGAUAUUCAGAUCCCAAUUACCGUUUCAACCCCUCGGUUCAUUUUGACAACGUCGCUCCAAGAUGAUUGGGAUGCUGCUGCACUAACUCUCAAUUUGACUCGCCGAGAUUCGGGUAAAGCGGCCGACCCUCUUCCCAUUAGUGGAUCCACAUCGGCUUCUGUGAAGAGUACUUACACCGUGGGUGCGACAUUGUGUGGCCAUGGAGGACCGACGCUGGUACUUACACAUGGAAUCAUUGAAUCGAAGCUUUACUGGCGACCCAACUUUCCAGGCAGUGAGAAAUACAACUUUGUUGAUGCUGCUAUUGCCCAGGGAUAUUCAGUCCUCAGCUACGAUCGCAUCGGUGUUGGAUCAUCACCAAAAGUAAACGCGUUCACAGACGCACAAUUCCAGGUCGAAGUUGCCGUGCUAGAGGGUCUCGUUAAUUACGCCAAAACCAAAGCCAACGCUAGCAAGAUUGCCCUUGUCGGCCACAGUUAUGGCUCCUACAUCUCCUCCGCAGCAGCCACUCAUAUCGCCAUCGAUGGUCUCGUAUUGACUGGUUUCAGUGGAACUUUUGAAUUCUUCCCCCCUUUCGUUGCAGGUGCCGGCUUGCGCGUUGCUAAGCUACAGAACCCUGCGCGGUGGGGAAAGCUAGAUUCUGGAUACUUCACCAGCUCGGAUUUGUUCGCCGAGACCUAUAUCUACUAUGCAGCUCCGCACUUCGAGCACAGCGUUGCUGAAUGGAGUUAUAAUGUUGCCAGCGAGCCGUUUGCAGUUGGCGAGCUUCCCUCGCUGCUGGCUACUACGAUUGACUACUGUAAAAUUAAGGCACCUGUCUUGGUUCUCCAAGGCCAGUUUGACGUCUCUGCCUGCGGCGGAAACUGCAUCGGUGUUGUAAAUGGCACAAAGGAUAUAUUCACCGGUGCCAAAGUCCUUGAAUAUGUUGACAAUUUGCCAUCAGGUCACAAUCUCAACUUUCACAAGGUUGCACCACAGGCAUUCCAAAAAAUCUUCAACUUCUUGAAGGCCCAGGGUGUUUGAGUGUUUAUGAUACAGACAGUGGGACCAACAAAUCCCUCAUAAUCAUGCACAUAUAUUGGCAUUUAUAGAGAGCAGAACCAACGACGUUUUAUAUCCAGAGGAAAAGUGUUACACUCC